UCCCAUGAGCCUUUGCCCCUUUGCGCCGAGAAGGAGAAGGAAGUCAAGAUGGCCGCCGCUCGGCUGCUGCGGGGGCUCCUCUUCCGUCCCUGGCUGCUGCCUCCCCCGGGGGCCCCGCUGCGCUCCUCCUCGACCUCCUCCUCGUCCUCCGGGUGGGAGUUCCUGUCUGUGGAGCGUCGCGGGCGCGAGGGGAGCGUGGCGGUGGUGCGUCUGGAGCGUCCGAAGGCGCUGAACGCGCUGUGCGAGGGCCUGAUGUCGGAGCUGGGUCGGGCGCUGGCCUCGCUGGAGGCGGAGGCCUCGGUGGCGGCCAUCGUGCUGACCGGGAGCGAGCGGGCCUUUGCGGCGGGCGCCGACAUCAAGGAGAUGGCCCCCAAGAGCUUCCAGGAGUGCCUCGGGGGGGACUUCCUGGGCGGCUGGGACCGCGUGGCUCGGACGCGGAAGCCGGUGAUCGCGGCGGUGAACGGGCUGGCGCUGGGCGGCGGCUGCGAGCUGGCCAUGAUGUGCGACGUGGUCUACGCCGGGGAGGGCGCCCAGUUCGGGCAGCCCGAGAUCCUGCUGGGCACCAUCCCCGGCUCUGGGGGCACGCAGAGGCUGACGCGGGCCGUGGGCAAGUCCCUGGCCAUGGAGAUGGUCCUGAGCGGGGCGCGCAUCUCGGCCCAGCAGGCCCAGCAGGCCGGGCUGGUCAGCAAGGUCUUCCCGGCGGAGAGGCUGCUGGAGGAGGCCGUGGCCCUCGGGGAGCGCAUCGCCCGCAACUCCAAGCUGGUGACGGCCAUGGCCAAGGAGGCCGUCAACACCGCCUUCGAGACCACGCUGGCCGAGGGAUGCCGGGCCGAGAGGAGGCUCUUCCACGCCACCUUCGCCACCCAGGACCGCAAGGAGGGCAUGGAGGCCUUCGUCGGGAAGAGGGAGCCCCGCUUCAAGGACCAGUGAGGGGGGAGACCGCUUGGAAAACGCUUUAACGCCUGGUCUGGCUCAAGGCUAUGGCAUUCUGGGAGGUGGAGUUUGUUCCGCUCUAGGCCCCACAACAUACUCCAACUCCCAGAAUGCCAUAGCCUCGAGUCAGAUAGAGUUAAAGUGUGCCAAACCAGGUUAUCCCUCCAUUAUGGACAACAGCAAGGCCUCCCUUGCCUUUCCUUGGACUCAGAAAGGGCUCAUCUUCUCAGCCAUACAGAUGAUUAGUUUCUGUAUUGAAAGAAUUAAUUGGAACCGGUGGUUGUCGUCCCCUUUCCCUUCACAGCAAUGAUUUGGGAGCACCCCACUCGCUUGAAGGUGGAUUCGGAUCACUUAUGGCCCAAAAAGUGUUUUUCUGUUCUCAAAAGGUCCGAAAGGCAUUGCGGAAAUAAUCCCGUUGGAGAGCUCUUGAACUGCCUUGCCUCAGUGUGAGGGGAAUCCUGGGGACUCUAGUUUAUUGUGGCACAAGCAGAGCUCUCCUGACAGAGAAGCCUAAAUGUCUCACAAGCACUAUAGUUCCCAGAAUCCUUUAGCAUUGAGUUAGUUAAAGUAGUUCCAAGCUGGAUUAUUUCCGCAGUCUGUUUCGGCCCUUAGCCUUCUGUGUGCAGUUUGUUUGAGCCUAAUAAAUGACACUGAGAGUGAUGCAACAUGUAGGGGAUAUGUUCCCCACCAACAGCCAUCUUGGAGGUUGGCUGGUUGGCCCUUUCAGUUUCUCCAGUCAUCUUCUUGCCUUCUCUAGAGAGAUCUGGGCUCUUAAAAAUGCUGCCUCCUCCCAGCCGGGAGCUGGAGGCCCCUCAUGCUGGGUACUGGGCUGCAAUUUUAACGGUUGGUUUCUUUCUUAAGGCAAUAAUUGGAAGCUGUGAUUCUCCCUAAUUUCCUUCAAAACGAUGCUUUGGGAAUGCCCCCUUUGGAGGGGAACACCCCAUUUGAAGGAUUGCAUAGUGGUUGUGCCUUCUGUACAUAUCAACUUGAGCCUAAUAAAUGACACUGACAGCAACGCAAGAUGCCAGGAAUAUUUUGGGUUUGCACACACACACACACCCAAGCACAUGCAUCCCUUCCCCACCAACUCCACCCAGGGCCAUCUUGGAGGCAGGCUGGCCAUCUGGAGAAAGGGCUGCUUUAGUUCUUGUAGUCUCCUCCUUGCCUUUCCGGGACAGAAGUAGGCUCUAAAAGCACUGCCUCCUCUUGGCCAGGAACUGGAGGCCUCUCAUCCCGGGUACAGGGGUGCAAUUCUGCUUAUUAGUUUCUUUUUAAGGCAGUAUUUGGAAAUUGUGCUUGUCCCUCAUUCUCUUCAAAACAAAGUUUUUGGAAUGCCCCAGUUCAAGGUGGCCUGGAUUGCACAGAGGUUGUGCCUUCUGUAUCAGUUUGUUUGAUCCUAACCAAUGACACUGGCAGCAAUGCAAGGCGUGGGGAAUAUUUUUGGUUUGUACAUGCAGACGCACAGUCAGAUCCUCUCAGUUUUAACUUCUCCCCUAUUUCCCUCCCUAUUUCCAAAUUUGAGUGAAUUGAAGAAGGUGUGUUAAUGCUGUCUCUUGCCUAGCCUGCUAACUGUAUGCUUUGGCAGGUGUGGUUAUCUUCUGGUUUUAUCUGCUCCACAGCCACCUGGACAGUUCUGCUGCUUUGGAGUUGAAUCUAACCUUUGCCUUUACAUGUGGUUAUACAUGUUUAUGUAAAGUCCAUGAGAUCAAGCUUGUAGCCAAAAAUGUGUUGAGGAAAGGCUGUGUGUAGCCUUAAGGGUAUGUUGGUGAGGGUUAUUUCUGAACACCAUGCAGAGAGAAAUGUGAAUCAAUUUAAUGAUCAUAAGUGAAUUUCUCUAAUAAAAUUACAUUAUUUUAAA
Molecule: messenger RNA, 2791 nt
Organism: Sceloporus undulatus (fence lizard)
Lineage: Eukaryota; Metazoa; Chordata; Lepidosauria; Squamata; Phrynosomatidae
Gene: ECHS1
Product: enoyl-CoA hydratase, short chain 1
Exons: 1
Coding region: 49-930 (293 amino acids)
Biological process (GO): fatty acid beta-oxidation
Cellular component (GO): mitochondrion
Molecular function (GO): enoyl-CoA hydratase activity
Source: RefSeq, a predicted model, not a curated record